ACAAGACCAGAUCCAAUGGUGGUGGCAACAAAGCUACUAGCACGCAGAGAGUUAAUCGACACCGGCAAACAAUUCAACAUGAUAGCUGCAUCUUGGAUUCAGUUUAUGGUCCACGAUUGGAUUGAUCAUCUCGAAAAUCUUGAUCACCGGAUUGAAUUGAAAGCGGGCGACGAAGUUGCGAAUCAAUGCCCGUUCAAAUCGUUCAAGUUUUAUGAAUCUAAAGGCAUCCAAAUCAACGACGGCGACAACGGAAUCGAGACCGGCUUCUUGAACCGACGCACGCCUUGGUGGGAUGGAAGUGCGAUAUAUGGCAGUGAGAAAGAGACGAAGAAAGUGAGGAGUUUCGAAAAUGGGAAGCUGAAGAUAUCAGACGGCCUUCUUCCUGUCAAUCCAAACGGCACCGUUUUAUCUGGAGACGUCCGCAACGUGUGGGCGGGUCUCUCCGCAUUGCAAGCCCUCUUUGUCAAAGAACACAACUCUGUUUGCGAUUCACUCAUGAAGGAAUACCCUAAUUUGGGAGACGAGGAGCUGUACCGCCACGCAAGGCUCGUGACGUCAGCCGUCAUUGCCAAAGUUCACACCAUUGAUUGGACUGUAGAGCUUCUCAAAACUGACACAAUGCGUGCUGGAAUGAGAACCAAUUGGUACGGAUUGUUGGGCAAGAAUUUCAGAGAUAGAUUUGGACAUGUUGGUGUUCCGUUACUAAGUGGUAUAGUUGGUUCGAGUAAUCCUGUGGAUCACGGCGUACCAUACUCCUUAACUGAGGAAUUCGUUAGCGUUUAUCGCAUGCAUCCUCUUCUUCCCGACAAACUUCGCCUCAGAAACAUCAAUGCCUCUCCUGGUCCUAACAAAUCUCCCCCUCUUGACACUGAAAUUGAUAUGGUGGAGCUGAUUGGCAAGAAAGGAACAGAGAAUCUAUCAAGAAUAGGGUUGAGAAAGCAAAUUGUUUCGAUGGGCCACCAAGCAUGCGGUGCAUUCGAGCUCUGGAACUAUCCCAUUUUCCUCAGGAGCCUUAUCGCCCAUAAUGUCGAUGGCACCGACCGCCCUGACCCGGUCGACCUCCCUGCUCUCGAAAUUUACAGGGAUAGAGAGAGGAGUGUUGCAAGAUACAACGAUUUCAGACGCGGCCUUCUAAUGAUUCCCAUCACAAAAUGGGAAGAUCUAACCGACGACGAAGAGGCAAUUGAAACCCUACGCCAAGUGUACAACGAUGACUUGGAGGAGGUCGACCUUCUGGUCGGCCUCUUGGCUGAAAAGAAGAUCAAGGGAUUCGCUAUAAGCGAGACAGCUUUCUUCGUCUUCUUAAUGAUGGCGACGAGGAGGCUGGAGGCGGACAGGUUCUUCACGAGUGAUUUCAACGAGGAAACGUACACGAAGAAAGGGUUGGAAUGGGUGAACACUACAGAGAGUUUGAAAGAUGUUUUGGAUCGACAUGAUCCAGAGAUGAGCACUAAGUGGAUCAACUCCACCAGCGCUUUCACUGUGUACGCCUCUCCCGAGCCGAGCAAUCCUGUGCCACUCUAUCUCCGCCUCCCAAGUUGAACACAUUAUUUUCGUUUGUUACGAAAUUGGAUUUCAUUGUGUAAUGUACAGAUAUAUAUCUCAUGUCUAGAGAUAUUGUAUUUCGUUAAUGUCGUUUGUGUGUAUCUUUGUAAUAUAAUUGAAAUGUUAUUUUAAGCAGUGUUUGAGAAAUUAAAGAUUGACGCAAAGGAGGAAGAAGAAAUAAUGAGAUUGUGAAAAUUGUAUGCUUUGGA
This is a messenger RNA of Salvia hispanica, 1754 nucleotides long. Lineage: Eukaryota; Viridiplantae; Streptophyta; Magnoliopsida; Lamiales; Lamiaceae. The record is from RefSeq and is a predicted model, not a curated record.